AUGAAUUAUAUCCUUUUCAUUGCUCUCAUUUUUGUGUUGAGUUUCCAUGUUCAUUUUACUCAAGGAAGUGAACUGUCCCUUACCAGUUCAAAAAUAUACAUUGUCCAUGUGAAUGAACCACAUGGUAAGAUAUUUACUCAAUCAGAACAAGACUUACAAAGUUGGCAUCAUUCAUUCAUGCCACCAACUGUUAUGAGCUCUAAUGAACAACCCCGAAUGAUAUAUUCAUACCGAAAUGUGCUGAGUGGCUUUGCUGCAAGACUCACUCAAGAAGAGUUGAGAAAUGUGGAACAGAAAAACGGCUUUAUUUCAGCUCAUCCCCAAAGGACACUACGUCGUCAAACCACGCAUACUCCAGAUUUCUUGGGGUUGCAGCAAAAUAUCGGAUUAUGGAAGGAUUCAAAUUUUGGUAAGGGAGUUAUUGUUGGUGUUCUGGAUUCAGGAAUCACACCUGGUCAUCCUUCAUUUAGUGAUGCAGGAAUAUCACCGCCCCCAGCGAAAUGGAAAGGGAGAUGCGAACUCAACGGCACAGCUUGUAACAACAAGCUAAUUGGAGCAAGGUCCUUCAACAAUGCAGCUAUGGCAAUGAAAGGAGAGAAAGCUGAAGCACCAAUUGAUGAAGAUGGACAUGGUACUCACACGGCAAGUACAGCGGCGGGUGCUUUUGUGGACAAUGCAGAAGUACUAGGAAAUGCCAAAGGCACAGCAGCAGGGAUGGCUCCUCACGCUCACCUAGCAAUUUACAAAGUGUGCUUUGGAGAAGACUGUCCCGAGAGUGAUAUACUAGCAGCAUUAGACGCGGCUGUGGAGGAUGGUGUGGAUGUAAUAUCCAUAUCGCUUGGUCUAAAUGAACCUCCUCCAUUUUUCAACGAUAGCACUGCCAUAGGCGCUUUUGCAGCAAUUCAGAAGGGAAUCUUUGUAAGUUGUUCAGCAGGAAACUUUGGCCCUUCUGAUGCCUCCUUGGUUAAUGGAGCUCCAUGGAUCCUCACAGUUGGAGCAAGCACUAUUGACAGAAGUAUUGUAGCAACAACAGUGCUUGGAAAUGGAGAAGAAUUCGAGGGCGAAUCUGUUUUCCAGCCUUCCGAUUUCUCUCCAACAUUGCUGCCCUUAGCAUAUGCUGGAAUAAAUGGAAAACAAGAAUCUGCACUUUGUGGUAAUGGAUCCUUGAAUGACAUUGAUUUCAGAGGAAAGGUUGUUUUGUGUGAGAGGGGAGGGGGUAUAGGAAGAAUUGCCAAAGGACAGGAAGUAAAAAGAGUAGGAGGGGCCGCCAUGAUUCUCAUGAAUGAUGAAAUCAAUGGCUUUAGUCUCUCAGCUGAUGUACAUCUCCUACCAGCAACACAUGUCAGCUAUGCUGCUGGACUAAAGAUCAAAGCAUAUAUAAAUUCAACUUCAACACCUACAGCAACCAUUUCGUUUAAGGGAACAAUUAUCGGAAACUCAUUAUCGCCAGCCGUUGCAUCCUUUUCUUCAAGAGGCCCCAACUUGCCCAGUCCUGGUAUAUUGAAACCAGAUAUUAUCGGACCGGGAGUGAACAUCCUAGCCGCCUGGCCAUUUCCCUUGAAUAACAGCACCAAUUCCAACCUCAAUUUCAACAUUAUGUCCGGAACAUCAAUGUCAUGCCCACAUCUUAGUGGCAUUGCUGCUUUGCUCAAAAGCUCUCAUCCUGAUUGGUCACCAGCUGCCAUAAAAUCUGCCAUAAUGACUUCUGCAGACACGUCGAACUUAGAAAACAAACCUAUUGUCGACGAAACACUUCAGCCAGCAAAUUUCUUUGCCACAGGUUCGGGGCACGUGAAUCCGUCGAGAGCAGAUGAUCCAGGGUUAGUAUAUGAUAUCCAACCUGAUGAUUAUAUACCUUAUCUGUGUGGUUUAGGAUACAGUGAUAGGCAAGUCGGAAUCAUUGCACACAGAACAGUUAACUGCACUGAAACAUCAAGCAUUCCUGAAGGAGAGCUUAACUACCCCUCAUUUUCUGUUGUGCUUGGCUCCUCACAGACACUCACAAGGACAGUGACAAAUGUCGGCGAGGCUGACUCAUCUUAUGUAGCUGUAGUAACAGCGCCAAAAGGGGUUGAUGUAAAAGUCCAGCCAGAAAAGCUUUACUUUUCAGAAGCCAACCAGAAAGAAACAUAUUCAGUGACAUUCAACCGUUUAGAAAAUGGCAAUAAGACAGGAGAAAUUGCUCAAGGAUCUCUGAAAUGGGUCUCUGCUAAACACACUGUCACAAGCCCUAUCUUGGCCAAAUUUGCGUAG
Molecule: messenger RNA, 2253 nt
Organism: Lathyrus sativus (Indian pea)
Lineage: Eukaryota; Viridiplantae; Streptophyta; Magnoliopsida; Fabales; Fabaceae
Source: the annotation of a GenBank genome assembly